Aspergillus eucalypticola CBS 122712 is the source of this 2100-nucleotide messenger RNA. RefSeq names its product NADPH cytochrome P450 oxidoreductase family protein. The record is from RefSeq and is a predicted model, not a curated record. Gene Ontology annotation, molecular function: flavin adenine dinucleotide binding; NADPH-hemoprotein reductase activity; FMN binding. Gene Ontology annotation, cellular component: cytosol. The coding region runs from base 1 to 2100 and encodes 699 amino acids. Lineage: Eukaryota; Fungi; Ascomycota; Eurotiomycetes; Eurotiales; Aspergillaceae. The transcript is spliced from 2 exons.
AUGACCUCCCCUCUGUCUCCAUGGCAGAUAUCACCAGCCCUCUGGCAGGAGCUGACCAAAGUCCUCACUCCCACUGGAGCCGCCGACUAUGCCGCCCUGACUCUCCUUGCCAUGGCCGGCACGACCUACCUGUCGCGCGGCAUCCUCUGGGACCAGCCAGACCCCUACAACUACCUCUGGUAUGAACGUCCCCAGCUGAAGAUGGCCGGUUCCGCCGGCCCCAAUGCCCACCAGGAGACCCGCAACAUUGCCCAGAAGCUCGAAGAGGCGGACAAGAACAUCGUCGUCUUCUGGGGAUCGCAGUCCGGUACGGCCGAGGGCUUUGCCCAUCGCUUGGCGCGUGAAAUUGCCCUCCGCUUCCGUCAGGGUACCCUGACGGCGGAUCUGUCGGAUUAUGACCCGGAGAGUAUCUCUCAGAUACCUCAGUCCAAGCUGGCGAUCUUCAUUCUGUCUACCUAUGGCGAAGGAGAUCCCAGUGAUAAUACGGCUGAGUUCUGGGAUUGGAUUCACAAGGCGGAAAAUGUCUCGCUGGCCAAUGUGAGGUAUUGUGCGUUUGGCCUGGGGAAUAGCAACUACAAGUUCUACAACCGCGUCGUGGACGUCGUCGUUCAGGCGCUGGAUGGUCGAGGCGCAAAGGCCCUCAUGCCCGUUGGUAGGGCUAAUGAUGCCGAGGGAGCCACACAAGAGGACUUUAUCAGCUGGAAGGACGAGCUGUUUGCCAUGUUCAAGUCCCAGCUCGGCUUCGAGGAGGGUGAGAUGCAGUACUUGCCCACCCUAUCCGUCGAGGAAGACGAGUCCCUGGAGCCUAUUGACCUGAACCACGGCGAGCCAGAUGCCCGUGAUGCUAGCAGGGCAUCUGCACAAUGCUCCCCCGUGCGGCCAGUGACUAUCUCCAGUACCCGUGAGCUCUUCCAGGUCUCAGACCGCCACUGUCUACACAUGGAGUUGGACCUGUCCAGUCAACCCGACGCAGAGGUCGAGCGUCUCCUCCAGGUACUGGGCCUUACGGCACGCCGCGAGGUGCCCAUCUCCAUCAAAUCCCUCGACCCGGCCACGAAAGUGCGCAUCCCCACCCCCACGACCGCGGCAGCCCUCUUCCGAUACUACCUGGAGAUCUGUGCCCCUGUGAACCGCGACACUGUUCUCAGUCUAGCACAAUUCGCACCCACCCCCGAAGCAAAGGCCUACCUCCUCCAACUCGGCCAAGACAAAACCAGCUACGCCAACCUCCUCAACUGCACGCACGUCACCCUCAGUCGUCUCCUCCAACUCGCCUCCCCAGACAACGCCUGGUCCGCCCUACCCCUAUCCUACCUGGUCGAGACCCUCUCCCCCAUCCAACCCCGAUACUACUCCAUCUCCUCCAGCAGCGUGCUCUCCCCCCGCAAACCCUCCAUCACCGCCAUCGUCUCAACCACCCCUAUCCCCGAAAACCCAGACGAACUCAUCCACGGCAUCACCUCGAACUACCUCCUCGCCUUAUCCCAACACCGCACCUCCCCAUUCACCCCCCACCCAUACGGCCUAACCUACCACCUCAACGGACCCAGCAACGCCCUCAACAGCGAAAAGGUCUUCGCGCACCUCCGCAAAAGUAAAUUCAAACUGCCCCGCACAGGAAACACCCCCCUCAUCAUGAUCGCCGCAGGCACGGGCCUAGCCCCGUUCCGGGCCUUCAUCUCCGAACGUCGCCAACUGCAGCAGAUUGGUCGCGAAGUGGGACAGAUGAUUCUCUUCUUUGGGUGUCGGCGUCCAGACGAGGAUUAUAUCUAUAAGGAGGAGUUGGAGGCGUUGAAUGAGGGGUUGGGUGGGAAGUUGCGCAUUGAGACGGCGUUCUCGAGGUAUGAAAAUGGGGGAGUGAAGAGACAGUAUGUGCAGGAUAAGAUUGUGGAGUGUGGGGAUGAGGUGGUGAGGUUGUUGGUGGAGGAGAGGGCCAACUUGUAUAUUUGUGGGAGAGCGGGGAUGGCGAGAGAGGUGGAGAAGAGGGUUGGUGGGGAGAUGUGUAGGGUUAAGGGGUGGGAGGAGGGUGAUGGGCAGUGGAAUGAGUGGUGUAAGGGGUUGAAGAAGAGGGGAAAGUGGCAGGAGGAUGUUUGGGGGUGA